Molecule: messenger RNA, 3233 nt
Organism: Sesamum indicum (sesame)
Lineage: Eukaryota; Viridiplantae; Streptophyta; Magnoliopsida; Lamiales; Pedaliaceae
Product: hyperosmolality-gated Ca2+ permeable channel 1.2
Cellular component (GO): plasma membrane
Molecular function (GO): calcium-activated cation channel activity
Source: RefSeq, a predicted model, not a curated record
UCAGUUACACCGUUUGCAUUAAGGACUAUUGUUUAUUUACAUAACGGAAGACGUAACCAUCAAUCAAUCGUUUCAAGAAAAUCAGUGAAGAGUUGGAAGAAAGGAAAGUUGUUUGUUGUUGUUCAGGAUUUCGAGGGAAAAAAAUCUCACACUGUUGCUGAUAUUUCAUAUUCCAUCCGGGAAAAAGACAGACGCGCACCCCACACACAUCAUUUCUCUCCGCACCCCGCCUCUCUCUCUCUCUCUCUAUGAGGUGUAUGUAUUGUGUAUAUAGAGGUGGGUGGCUUGUGGUUUAGGUUUAGUUAUAUGAAGGGAAGGGAUUGAGGGGAAUGUUCUUUGGCUUUUGUUAUACCCUGAAGCGAUUCUAUUCACUCUCCGAUCCGCAACUCUCUACCUUCUUCUUCUUCUCUUCUUUUUAUGUGUGGCGAUGAUGAUGAUGAUUUUGACUUAAUUUCUGGGUUUUUCUUUGCGGUUGCUGGAGGCCGUACGACUACAUCAUAAUUUAUCUCCGUGGAGUUUCAGUUAUUCUAAUACAGGCACAAGAUGGCGACCUUUGGGGAUAUAGGGCUUGCAGCAGGAGUUAAUAUUCUCAGUGCACUGGUCUUUCUUGUAGCAUUUGCCAUCCUAAGGCUUCAGCCGUUUAACGACAGAGUAUAUUUCCCAAAAUGGUAUCUCAAGGGUUUGAGAAGCAAUCCUGCGCAGUCAGGUGUGUUUGUUAGCAAAUUUGUCAACUUGGACUGGAGAGCAUAUAUUCGAUUUCUGAAUUGGGUGCCAGAUGCACUGAAAAUGCCCGAGCCAGAGCUUAUUGAUCAUGCAGGGCUGGAUUCAGCUGUCUAUUUGCGGAUUUACUUGCUGGGACUUAAGAUUUUUGUUCCAGUGACAUUGCUUGCGUGGGCUAUCCUAGUGCCUGUCAACUGGACGAACAAUACCUUGGCAAUAUCUCAAGCAACUGAUAAAGUGCAGUACAGUGACAUUGAUAAGCUUUCUAUUUCGAAUAUUCCACAUGGAUCACAAAGGUUUUGGACUCAUAUAGUUAUGGCUUAUGCCUUUACCUUUUGGACAUGCUAUACUUUGCUGAAGGAGUAUGAAACUAUUGCUGAAAUGCGUUUACACUUUCUUGCUUCAGAAAAACGUCGUCCUGAUCAAUUCACGGUUCUUGUUAGGAAUGUACCACCAGACCCAGAUGAAUCAGUGACUGAGUGUGUGGAGCAUUUUUUCUUGGUCAACCAUCCAGAACACUAUCUGACUCAUCAGGUUGUGAUGAAUGCAAAUAAACUUGCAAAACUGGUCAAGGAGAAGAAAAGCAAGCAAAAUUGGCUUGACUAUUACCAACUUAAAUAUUCAAGAAAUCCAUCACAACGGCCCACCAAAAAGACUGGAUUUCUUGGCCUUUGUGGAGAUAAAGUGGAUGCAAUCAAUUAUCAGACAGCUGAAAUCGAGAGACUAUCAAAAGAAAUAGCUGAAGAGCGGGAGAGGGUAAAAACUGAUCCUAAGUGUAUCAUGCCAGCGGCUUUUGUCUCAUUCAAAACUCGGUGGGGCGCUGCUGUGUGUGCACAAACACAGCAAACCAGAAAUCCGACUUUGUGGUUAACAGAGUGGGCUUCAGAGCCACGAGAUGUCUACUGGGAUAACCUGGCAAUUCCAUAUGUCUCACUGACUAUUAGGAGGCUUAUUGUUGCUGUUGCUUUCUUCUUCCUCACAUUCUUCUUCAUGAUCCCUGUCACUAUCGUCCAAUCUCUUGCAAAUAUUGAGGGUAUUGAAAAGAGGGUGCCAUUUCUUAAGCCAGUCAUCGAAACGCCUUUCAUCAAGUCUUUGAUCCAAGGUGUUUUACCUGGGAUUGCAUUGAAGAUUUUUCUUAUAGUGCUACCAACAAUACUGAUGAUGAUGUCCAAAUUUGAGGGCUUUCUGGCAAUAUCAGCUCUCGAGAGGAGAUCUGCCCUAAGAUAUUAUAUGUUCAACUUCGUAAAUGUUUUCCUCGUGAGCGUGAUAGCAGGAACUGCAUUUGAACAACUCGAUAGUUUCCUUCAUCUGUCUGCAAACGAAUUUGCUCCGACAAUCGGUGUUGCAAUCCCUAUGAAAGCAACUUUCUUUAUCACUUAUAUCAUGGUUGACGGAUGGGCUGGUGUUGCUGGAGAGAUCUUAAGGCUGAAACCAUUGAUAAUCUUCCAUCUGAAAAACUUCUUCCUGGUGAAGACUGAAAAGGACAGAGAAGCAGCAAUGGAUCCAGGAAGCAUUGGCUUUGACACUGGUGAACCUCAAAUACAGUUAUAUUUUCUUCUAGGCCUUGUCUAUGCUGUGGUGACACCAGUUUUCCUUCCCUUUAUAUUGGUUUUCUUUGUACUGGCAUAUGUGGUAUUCCGCCAUCAGAUUAUAAAUGUGUACAACCAAGAAUAUGAAAGUGCUGGAGCAUUUUGGCCAGAUGUACAUGGACGUAUAAUCUUCGCCCUGGUCUUCUCACAGCUUGUCCUAAUGGGAUUGAUGAGCACAAAAGGGGCUGCUGCCUCCACGCCAUUCCUUAUUGCUCUUCCUGUGUUGACCUUUUUCUUUCAUAGGUUCUGCAAAGGCCGUUAUGAACCUGCUUUCGUUAAAUAUCCUUUGCAGGAAGCAAUGAUAAAAGACACACUCGAACGUGCAAGAGAACCAGGCCUGAAUUUGAAAGGCUAUCUCCAAUACGCUUAUGUACACCCAGUUUUUAAGAAUGACGAGGAUGAUGAAGAUGAUGAUCUCCACGGAAAAAUAGAAGAAAGCAUAACAAUAAUACCUACCAAAAGACAGUCUAGAAGAAAUACCCCCGUGCCCAGCAAAAUUAGCAGCGAGUCCUCAGCGGACGUUGUCCCUGAAAAGGAAUUUUAAAUCUUGAAACUGUUCGUGGUUUUGUACAUGAUAUUUGUACACCACGCCUAAACUGUUGUAGUCAUGCUGUAAAUUAAUCAAGAGGAAAUAGCUAAAUCUUCGUGUUAGAUAUGGAGGAAGAAGGUAAGAAACACCUCUAUCUUCCAACUGUACUAGGGUAGAGUAACUUGGCAUUAGCUAAAAGUUUGUUCGUAGAUAUAGGAUGUGCUGUGCAUAGCCGGCCAUGUCCAUGUGGUGCGAUGCUUGAACUCAAAAUUCUCACAAUUAAGUUUACACGGGCAACGAGGCUUGUAGUAUUGGAAAGGGGAUCUUGCUCCCUUCCCCCUGUUUAAAUGUUUUUACCUUAGAAUGUAAAUUUAUUUAUUUCUGCUGUUCCCUUA